This is a messenger RNA of Sclerotinia trifoliorum, 2036 nucleotides long. Lineage: Eukaryota; Fungi; Ascomycota; Leotiomycetes; Helotiales; Sclerotiniaceae. The record is from the annotation of a GenBank genome assembly.
CUUCAAAGCUUCAUUUUUGACACGAAAUACAAGUUUAGUGCAAUAUAUUCACAGAGCUAUUUAUUUAAGAUUCUAAAUAACUUGGGCGAUUUUGAUACCACAAAUUGAGAAUUUUGCACCAUUCGAGCAGAAAAUAACUGCCAGUAUGGCUCCUCAAUCGGAAGAUCAUGAUAUGAACAGUAAGUUUUGCAUUUGCGGUGCAGCGCAUUAUGCACCCUUCAAUUAUGUAGAAGCUUGCUAAUAGAUACAAAGUGAGCCGACCCGUAGAUGAUAAUGAAGAUAUGGAGCAAAAGAUUAUCAACGAGGGUACUAAUGCUCUCUCCGAGAAAUGGGGAACUGAACUAAAUUCUGCACUCAGAGUACAAAACAUGGAAGAAGAACAGUCCUUUUCUUUACGAUAUGAUUCUGAGGUACGGGAUUUCACCACUAUCGAUGUUAUGCUUUAACUGACAAUCUCGCAGCACUGCGCUAGAAUGGCCCACCUUGACAACCCAAUGGUUUCCGGAUGUUAAAGAGUAAGCUCAGUACAUCACUCGCUCAUGAACUUAGCUGACGAUAUCCAGACCAGCAGGAAAGAAUUAUUCAGUCCACAGACUUCUUAUUGGUACUCAUACCUCCAAUGGCGCACAGAACUAUCUACAAAUCGCAAACGUCGAGCUGCCAAAAAAUGUCACCCCGAACCAUGUUGAUUAUGAUGAGGAUCGCGAGGAGAUUGGAGGUUACGGAAAAUCAUCAUCAGGGGAACAAGCGGCGAUUAAAAUGACCAUCGAACAGAAAAUCGAUCAUCCAGGAGAGGUUAAUAAGGCCAGGUACCAACCACAAAAUCCAAACAUCAUAGCCACUAUGUGCGUUGAUGGCAGAGUUUUGAUCUUCGAUCGUACCAAGCACAGCAGUCUUCCUAAAGGUAUUGUUAGCCCACAAGUUGAGCUUGUAGGACAUAAAAAGGAAGGUUUUGGUCUGGGCUGGAAUCCACACGUUGCUGGCGAACUUGCGACUGGUAGCGAAGACAAAACAGUCAGGUUAUGGUAUGCAAAAUUAGCGUUUGAAAUUAGGGUUCUACUGACUUGCUAAUAGGGAUCUUAAUACUUUACAAGCGAAUGGUCACCAAUUGAAGUCGAGUAAAGUUUACACCCACCAUACCUCUAUCGUUAACGAUGUCCAAUAUCACCCUCUCCACAAAUCCCUCAUCGGAACAGUCUCAGAUGACCUGACCCUCCAAAUCCUUGAUAUCAGACAACCAGAUACCGAUAAAUCAGUUAGUAAAGGACAAGGACACACCGAUGCCAUCAAUGCCCUGGCAUUCAACUCCGCAUCAGAAUUUGUCUUAGCUACCGCCUCAGCAGAUAAGACCAUUGGUCUUUGGGACUUAAGAAAUCUAAAAGAGAAACUUCACACCCUCGAAGGUCACAUGGAUGCUGUCACUUCUCUCGCUUGGCAUCCAACAGAAGAAGCGAUAUUGGGAAGUGGUAGUUAUGAUCGUCGGGUCAUUUUCUGGGAUCUUAGCAGAGUUGGUAUGGAGCAAUUGCCAGAUGAUCAAGAGGAUGGACCACCUGAAUUGUAAGUUCACCUUUGAUUUUGAAAAUCAGAAGCUUCUAACUUCAUCUAGAUUAUUUAUGCACGGAGGUCACACGAAUCAUCUCGCCGACUUCAGCUGGAACCAAAAUGAACCAUGGGUGGUAUGUAGUGCAGCGGAAGACAAUCUAAUUCAAAUUUGGAAGGUGUCGGAAGGAAUCGUGGGAAAAGAUAUUGAAGAAAUUCCUAUGGACGAGCUGGAGCACUAGAAUUGGUGAAGUUGACUGAAUAGGAGUGAGGCAGGGACGAACAACAUGAAUAGGGAAGAAGAUAUUGAAAUACCCGAGCGUUGUUGAUUAUACGAAUGAAUGGUAGAGGAACGAAAAUAAAUGGAGUCCAUGCGUGCAUUACAUUUAAUUACGUUUGGUGGCGGCGUUGACUUGACGUCGUUCAUUUGGCUAGCUGGUAGAUAAGCUGAUAAUGAUGAAUAUAUCUCAAAUAUUAUACACCAAGCAAAGUCGUGG